Molecule: messenger RNA, 336 nt
Organism: Rangifer tarandus platyrhynchus (Svalbard reindeer)
Lineage: Eukaryota; Metazoa; Chordata; Mammalia; Artiodactyla; Cervidae
Source: the annotation of a GenBank genome assembly
AUGCUGGGUGUGAACAGGUUUAGGGGCAUUGUGGUGGGAGGGUUUCAGUCUCCUUCCUCUGUCGGUUCAGACUGGGCCUCCCUUCCUAGCCUUGCCCUGGCCCCUCCUCUGGGACAGUCCAGCUCACUGUGGCUGGUGCUCCAGGCCGCUGCUGCCCGGCUCCUCCCCUUGUCCCCUCUGGCCCUGACACCAGGCCUGGUGUCCCCACUCCGUUCAGGGCACCUGUGUCCCUGGCUGAUGAGGAGGGUGGGAGAGCGUACAGCUGUCGUAACUAGCUACAUUCCCACUGCCUGCAGAACAAGCUCAGAGGUGAAGCUGUCCUGCCUUUCUCACUGA